GCAUAAUUGCUGCACAAUCCGCGGUGUUUAAUCUCAGCAAUCCCAUUAAGCUAUACAUUAAUAGAUAAUGGAAUUCAAAUCUCCUGCAGUCACCAAACAUAAACUUAUCCGCCUUCAGUUUUAUAGUUGUCCACCAAGUGAUAUUAUCGAACUAAAUGAACUAGAAGAUUAUGCCGUUCAUCGUAUUCGAGUGCUAAAAUGUGUCGAGGCUGUAGGGCAAGAUUGUAUUCGAGGCACAAAGGAUUAUGAUGAUAAAAUGGUAACGGAGCUAACAAAGAUAAGUGGCUUCGGGAAGAUAUUUACUUCUUCUUCUUCCUCCUUAAAGAAUGCACAGGAAGACAUUCACAAGGACAUUGUUUCCCACUUUAUUCUACAGGUUGCUUACUGCCGUAGCGAAGAUCUACGUCGAUGGUUUGUUCAGCAAGAAGUAGAUUUAUUUCGCUUUCGCUUUCUCAAUGAACGUAACAAUUCUGCUUUUGGUUCAGAAGUUAUUUCAAGAUUUCUCCAUGAAAAUCAUCUCCAUUUCACUCUUAUGUCCGAUUCCGAACGAACAAACUUACUGAAUCAUUUAAUAGCAGGUACAGCUACUGCGGGAAUUGAUCAUAAUACUACCGCAUUUUACAAAGUUCAUUUUACUGAAGUUCCGGAUCUUAUUCGAUCUAGACGAGUUUUUGUACAGGGUGGAUAUGCGUUUGUACCAGAACCUGACUUAGUCAGUCUUGUUGUUUCCUGUUUUCGUACUAGUUUAUCACGCAACUUAGCGCACCUUGGAUUGACUUUGUGCUCCAGAAUAGCAUGUGAAGAAAAUCGGGUUUUGCCCCUGUUAUCAUCUUUAUCCAAUCGUUAUCUUGGUGAGGACUAUUCAACUAAAGCACCUGUUAUUGGAUUAGUAAAAGCUGAUGAUAUAGACGGUUUCUCGAGACAACCAGGCCUUUUCCCACCCUGUAUGGCACAGUUACAUGAAGCUCUCAAAAUACAUCACCACUUGCGGCAUUCCGGUAGAAUGCAGUACUGUCUAUUUUUAAAGGGUAUUGGAUUACCUCUGGAAGAGUCACUUAAGUUUUGGCGCAAAUCAUUCUCUCCUAAAUAUGAUAAUGAUCAAUUUAAUAAAGCUUACGCCUACAACAUCAGACACAAUUAUGGAAAGGAAGGAAAACGUGCAGAUUAUACACCUUAUUCUUGUAUUAGGAUUGUCUCAGGCAGUGCUCCAGGAGCGGGAGAUUAUCACGGUUGUCCUUUUCGGCAUAUGGACCCUGAACUUCUUCGCCAACGUUUACUGUCAGGUGGUCGUCUGUCGUUAGAUAUUGUGGAAACAAUUGUACAGCGAGCAAAAGAAAGACUUUACCACCUAAGUUGUCGUGAAUAUUUACGUGGGAUGUUAAAAUUGAGUGUAGACGAUAUAUCUGGAAUAACCAUUCACCAUCCAAAUCAAUAUUUUGAAGAAGCUCGAAAGAUAAUACAAGGUAACAAAAAUAACCCUACAGUUGACAAAAUCCAUGUGAAGAAAGUUAAAUUGUAUAACGGUGAUGAUGACGACAGGCUACUUCAAGCUAUUGACAUUAGUGAUGCAAGUUUUACCUCAUCUAAUGAGGUAAUGACAGCUUAAUAUGUUGAUCGCCAAUGUUUUUAUCAUUUCUUCGGUUUACGAAGGAUUUUUUGUCAGUCAUCUUUAGCACUUGAUUGGUUCAAUUACGUAUUUUGAAAAGUUGAAGAAAAAAUUGAACUGAACGUACACAAAAUCUUAUAUGCUUGAAAUUCCACCAUUUUUAUUGUUCUCGAUACUUUUUAUUAUGAUUUUUAUUUUCAAUUAAAAAUGCUUAGAUUUUCCGUUUUCUAUUUGUCUUUACAUAGUUGAACCAAAACAAUUCAGUUAUUUGUCGAUAAACAUCCUAUUCAGUAUCGUCUGUUACAAUUUUUCCACUGCUGUAUGCAUCCUCUAAUUUCUAUUUCAUGUUUGAUGUUACUUGGUUUCUAUUAGUGUUUGUAUCAGAGUACCCUUUUUAAUAAAAGAAAAUAAUAUUCGUUUUAAAUCACAUUACUCCAGUAACAGAUAUUCUAAGGUAUUUGUUAUUAAGUUUAUAAUCUGUCAUAUGUUAGAUUUUUUGACUAGUUUCUUAAGGUACGGGUAAUGAAUCCUUACCCACAGUGUUGUCGAAAAAGCCUAUUUAGAUAGGUUUUUUAAAUCAUACUUUUCCUGUAUUCAAUAUCGUUAUAACGAGCCAAUAUAAACUAGUUGAUUUAUUCGCACCCGCUUCUUGAUUUCAUAAGAUGUUUACAGGUUUCUUCAAUGUCAAAUACGAUUAACCUGGUAAGUCGGUUCCAAUAGUAAAAUAAUGUCAAUGGAUGAUGUUAGCGGGACAUAGAUUGGAUUAAAGCAUGCUCAAUGCA
Messenger RNA from Schistosoma bovis, 2388 nucleotides. The record is from the annotation of a GenBank genome assembly. NCBI's taxonomy places the organism in Eukaryota, Metazoa, Platyhelminthes, Trematoda, Strigeidida, Schistosomatidae.